Molecule: messenger RNA, 2575 nt
Organism: Lycium barbarum (goji berry)
Lineage: Eukaryota; Viridiplantae; Streptophyta; Magnoliopsida; Solanales; Solanaceae
Product: calcium-dependent lipid-binding protein-like
Exons: 11
Coding region: 692-2161 (489 amino acids)
Cellular component (GO): endoplasmic reticulum
Molecular function (GO): lipid binding
Source: RefSeq, a predicted model, not a curated record
UAUGUUUGAAAUUUAUACAAAGUCCACUACUAAAAAGCUACCAAAUAUCAUAUUAGCUAUGGCAAUUUUAAUACAUGAAUAAUUCUCUCCAUAACCAACAACUGAAUGACCACUAAAGGUGAAAUGAAAAGUUUUUAUCGAGUCAAAAAGUUUUCAAAUACCGUAUUACUACUAUUCUUUCUGAAAUAUAUUACUGCAAGAAUAUCACAUAAGUCAUAAGGCAUUGAGAAAGAACAACUCCUAUGCAAAUGCAGUUCCAAAGAGGAAAAAAAAAAAAUGAAACAAGAGGCAGACACAUAUAUGCUUUUAUUGUAGCAGAAUUUCCAGCUAACCCAAAUUCUCAGAGUAAUUAAAAAAAAAAAAAAUCUCAAAGUCAGUUACUAUUACGUAACAAAAUAUAAAACUAAGGGGACUCCCCAUGCAAACAGACAAAUUUACCCCUGACAUAACUAACUCCUUCAACCACCUUUCAAAUUUUUGGCUCGUGGCUUCCUAAUCCAUUUUCUCAGCUCCUCCUAAUCCAAAGACAAUAAUAUUUUAUUUCCAAGAAAUCAAACCAAAUAUUCUUUUGUCAGCUCGUACGGUUGAAUUACAAAGUCUGUUAGUUUUCCACGCGUCAAUUUGGAAUCAUAUCUGAUUCUGCAUUUCACCAAUCUUUGAAGAUUUUUCGUUUUUAUAGUAAAAUAUAAAAAUGGGAUUGAUAUCGGGGAUAUUAAUGGGGAUGAUAUGCGGGAUCGGUAUAAUGUUCGGUUGGCAAUAUAUGAUGAGGUAUCGUAGCCGCAAGCGAAUCGCCAAGGCAGUGGAUGUAAAACUAAUGGGCUCCCUAAACAGGGAUGAUCUAAAGAAAAUAUGUGGCGAUAAGUUCCCUGAAUGGAUAUCAUUCCCAGUUUUUGAACAGGUCAAAUGGUUGAACAAACAAUUGAGCAAACUGUGGCCAUUUGUUGCUGAUGCAGGAGAAGCUAUCAUAAAAGACUCUGUUGAACCUAUUUUAGAAGAUUAUCGACCUCCUGGAAUUUCUUCAAUGAAGUUCAGCAAACUGUCCUUGGGAACUGUGGCUCCUAAAAUUGAAGGUAUUCGAGUUCAAAGCCUUAAAAAAGGUCAAAUUAUUAUGGAUAUUGACCUCCGAUGGGGUGGUGAUCCCAAUAUUGUUAUAGAAGUUGAUGCAGUGGUUGCUUCUAUACCUAUUCAGUUGAAAGAUCUUCAAGUCUUCACUGUUAUUCGUGUCAUAUUCCAACUAGCUGAGGAAAUUCCCUGCAUUUCUGCAGUUGUUGUUGCUUUACUUUCUGAGCCAAAGCCAAGAAUUGAUUAUACUUUAAAAGCUGUUGGUGGAAGUUUAACAGCUCUUCCUGGACUUUCUGACAUGAUAGAAGACACUGUAGAUUCAAUUGUAACAGAUAUGCUAGAAUGGCCUCACAGAAUUGUUGUACCAAUUGGAGGCUUACCUGUGGAUAUCAGCGAUUUGGAGCUUAAGCCACAGGGGAAACUAACAGUAACUGUAAUGAGGGCUACAAACUUAAAGAACCAAGAAAUGAUUGGAAAAUCUGACCCAUAUGUGGUCGUGUAUAUUCGUCCACUGUUUAAGUUUAAGACAAAAACCAUUGAUAACAACCUAAAUCCUGUUUGGGAUGAGACAUUUGAGUUGAUUGCAGAAGACAAGGAGACUCAGUCUCUCUUCCUAGAGGUCUUUGAUGAAGACAUUGGAGAAGAUGAUCGAAUGGGUGUCACGAAGUUGCCUCUGAAUGAACUUGAAGCCGAAACUCCAAAAGAAAUAGAAUUAAGGUUGCUGCCAAAAUUUGAUAUGCUCAAAGUCAAAGAUAAGAAGGAUAGAGGAACUAUUACCAUCAAGAUACUGUACCAUGAGUUCAGCAAGGAAGAGCAAUUAGCAGCACUGGAGGAAGAGAAGAGGAUCAUAGAAGAAAGGAAGCAACUAAAAGCAGAAGGUGUAAUUGGAAGCUCAAUGGAAGCACUUGAUGGUGCAGCAGCAUUAGCUGCAUCAGGUGCCGGUGCGGCGGGCAGUAAGCUAGGUGCUGGUGUAAAGGUAGUAAAAAGUGGACUAAACAAAACCAAAAAGUUCAUGGGAAGAACCUUCACUGCACAAUCAAAUAAUCACAAGAAAAGUGGUUCUGGUUCCUCUCCGACAGGAAAUGUUGUUCAAGAUUAAUAAUAUUCUGUACAGCAGUACUCUCUUUUUGCAGUAUGGAUUUUUUGUAAUGAUUAGUGAUUUUGAGUUAGAUCUUAGUGAUUGGACUGAGGUUUACAAAAUCUCGUACCGUAUGUUGAUUCAAUGUGACAAUGAAGCUUAUUUCUAAAGAUGGAAAUUAAGCUAUUCAUGCAAAUACAGUGUAAAAAUCCCAAUUUCACUUUCAUUUCUAGAUCCUGUAGCUCCCGGCUAUGGUUUGGACCUUUCUCCUGCUUAGAAGGGGAUUCGAUCCAUAUCAAAAGAGACUGCUGUAUACAGGAAAUGUUGUUCAACAUUAAUACUACUAAUAUUUUGUAUAUACAGCAGUACUCUCUUUUUGCAGUAUGGAUUUUCUGUAAUGAUUUGUAGUUUUGAGUUAGAUCGUAGUGGUUUGAA